Messenger RNA from Stegastes partitus (bicolor damselfish), 4314 nucleotides. RefSeq names its product eukaryotic translation initiation factor 5A2 (gene eif5a2). Bases 108 to 569 code for a protein of 153 amino acids. The transcript is spliced from 5 exons. Gene Ontology annotation, biological process: positive regulation of translational elongation; positive regulation of translational termination. The record is from RefSeq and is a predicted model, not a curated record. Gene Ontology annotation, molecular function: RNA binding; ribosome binding; translation elongation factor activity. NCBI's taxonomy places the organism in Eukaryota, Metazoa, Chordata, Actinopteri, Pomacentridae.
ACCUGCCCUCUCUGCCCCGCAUGCGGUACAAAAGCUCCACGCAUGCGAAGUGAUUCUCCUCUUUUUUUUUUUGGUGAAAGCGAGACACAAGCAGCCCACAAUCCAUCAUGGCAGAUGACGAUUUCACCAGUGGGGACUCUGGAGCCUCUGCAACAUACCCUGUGCAGUGCUCUGCAUUGAGGAAAAAUGGCUUUGUCAUGCUGAAGGGACAUCCUUGUAAGAUAGUUGACAUGACUACCUCGAAGACUGGCAAGCAUGGACAUGCCAAGGUUCACCUUACUGGACUUGACAUCUUUACUCAGAAGAAGUAUGAAGAUAUCUGCCCAUCUACCCAUAACAUGGAUGUUCCUAACGUAACAAGGAAAGAUUACCAGGUAGUCGAUCUUUCAGAAGGUUACUUGACUCUGAUGGAUGAUAGUGGCGAGACCAGAGAGGACCUUAAAGUGCCAGAAGGUGACCUGGGCAAAGAUAUCGAGAAGAGGGUCAAUGGUGGAGAAACCUUUAUGGUCUCUGUUAUGAAAGCUAUAGACGAUGAGCAUGUGGUUGGCAUUAAAAACAUGACUUCUUAAGUCCACACCGACGCUGGAGACCUCUCCCUUCUAUCCUCCAUUAUGGUUUUGAAGCCUCACCAAAGCUACUGGCCUUCACCCCACAUCUCCACCAGUUCUCUGCUGUCAGCCGAAAUCCGGAAACUGGACUUGGGUCAGCUUCAACUGUACCUCAGGCUCAGGCUUGACUGGCAUUCUCUUCAGUCAAUGAAGUUAUCCACCUGUAGCGAUCGCAGCAUAACUUUGCAAUGGGUACUGAUAUAACUCCAGGAGUUCCCAGCAUUAUUUUAGCAAUUCAUAACAUUCCUGUUCGAGUAUGGGUGAUUUACUUCUUUUCCUCUUUGCAUUGCUUUUAAAAUCAUCCUUUAAAAAAACAAAAAAAAUACAGAGUUUUUCAGUUGGCUGUAAACAUGUAAGCGUCGUUUACAGCGGCUGUAGUGUUGUUUAAAGACGCAUUACCUGACAUACAUUUUCCCCUAAAAUGAUUUCAUCUUCACGUUGCACCUCAAUGAAGCUCCGGCUUCACUUGGUACACAGUUCAGAGAACCCAAAGACAUAACUUCAUUAACAGCCGGAAUAUGCCUUUCCGCCUUCGACAGUUAACACAUCUACAUGCACACAGUUGAUAAUUGACUUCUAUACACAUGCCUUAGCAGGUAUGAAUUUUACGUGAACAGCAACAUUUUAUUUAUUCUGCACUUACGCUGCAGAUCUAAUGGCAAGCUUUCUACUGCAUAUAGCCAGGUCUCAAGAUGGGCCUUUUUCUAGCAGGAAACUCUGCUGAUACGAUGCUGAACAGGCCUGGACAGAGGCGGUUGGGUGGGGCCAUUUUCUCUUCUAUGCUACGAAACUUUCCUUUCACUUGAGGCCUUUACGAGCUGACAAAUGUAUAGAAAAUGAUUUUAAAAGAACAAAACACUGAACACCUUUUACUAUUAUGGUCUUCUGAGAAUUUUUUUGUUUAGUUGAAACAAUUUGAACAAUUUAAACUUUGUUCAAAAACACAUUUCUUUGUUAUCAGAAUGCUACAGAUAUUGACUUUUUGGCAUGAAAUUGUGGAAACGAGAAAGUAUUUUAGGACUUUUAUGAUGUAGACAAUUCAAAAUAGUAGUUAUGGGACAAAUGUGUGCGCAAGAACAGAUUACAUAAGUGUUUUCAUUGAGCUGUGUUUGGUUUUUAGGUGGGCAAAUGGUAGAAGGGUAGUUGUAGAAACUAAAUUUUGGGGGUGGUUGGUCUAUUUGCAACUAAAUGGGGAAUUUUAAAGGUUUGUGCACUCAAACAGUGUCACACAUUGAUUAUGAAAUUACUCUAAAUUGUUUUCUACGUUUACAUUCACACAAACUGUUCCUGGGUGACAUCAGGUAAUGGCAGGGAAGCAGAAUGCAUCUACAUGCGCUGCAUUAACGUGGUUGCUGGUGAAUCGGUAGUCCGAUUUCUCCCCUACCUCCUACUAUAAAAUUAAAACUGAAUGGCAUACUCUAAGUGUAUUAGCAAUAUAUUUGAAGCAGUGCAACCUGAGUUGUUUCUUUUUUGUUUUGCUUCCCUAUUUUCCAGUCAGAACAUUUAGCCUAAGUGAAGAAGUCAGUCUUUCAAGAGUGUAUAUGUUAAGAAAUCCACAAAUCUGCUCAGAAAAUGACCUAAUGAGACUUGUUUGAGGGUCGGGUUUAGGUGACCUUUUGGAUUUCAGCUACAAGGGUGCAUGAGUAUUAAAAACAGCAAUACUUUACCUACUAAAUUCUGGUCUUGAACCUUUUGCUCGUGUAUAAAACCCUGUUAGAAUCUCAGUUAUGCGUAUACAUCAAGAAAACUGGUUUCUGUAGCAGAAGUUUCUAUCCCUUACACUGGGUAAGGAAAAUGUUUACGUGAUGUUUCUGACAUCAGGUUACUGCUAAAUGUUGACAAUAAUCAGAUUUCCUAAAUGCAUGUAAACACACAAUAUUGUAAUAUUGACAUUCGAAGGUAUUUUGUCCAGUUUUCAAGUUGUCCUUUGUACAACAGCGGCCGGUCUGCUAUUCCUCUUCGGACUUCGGUCCACUUAAAGUAUAUUUUUCUUUAUUACCUCUGUCAAAACACCAAAGCAGUCCAUUGGGUGUUGUAUUAUGUGUUAAGUUAUACAGGACAUUUGUUUCUCAUCAUUCCAUUCUUGUUCAGUGUGUGAUGUUUUUCCUUUUAAUAAUAUCAUGCUAGGAGCUGUGGCUUGCAAACUGUUUUCACUGUGUUGCUGCUGUGGUACAGUUUCAUAUGACGAGUGAUGUAAAACUGUACAACAGCAGUUCUCUGGCUUUCAAGGAGUGAAGGUGGAAGCCGUAUGACUGUAGUCAGUGUACAACUUGGUACAUUUCACGUUGAGAAUUCAUUCCUUCAAGCAGGAGGAAGAAGCAACUAUACGUGCUAAAAACAGCAGUAUAGUAGAAACCUGCGUUGCCGUCGUAGCAGGCACACUAUUUGGCAGAAUGACGGUCUAUGGUGAACAGGGAUGGAUGCUCAAAAACCUGACGCCCCCCCGCUUGCUUUCAUAGGCACAUAAAUUCUUCGGCCUGCAGCACCAAAACCUGAUUAUUUUUUUGUUUCUUUCAAUUCGUUGGUCUUAAUAACCUCAAAGAAUGUGUGGAAAACAUAACCUUUUGUAUGCAGAAUACAGGAAAUGCACUUUUGGGGGGGAAGUAAAGCUGUGCAGACGUUCAACUAAAUACACAUUGUAGCAUUGUGCUCUGUCCAUUUUGUUGUGGUUGCACACACGCCGCUGUGCCUGUGAAAACCAGAUGUUGUUUGUGGUGUACAGCCUCCUUAAAUACGUGGCGAGAUUUUAAAAAAAAAAUGCUAAUUUUCUAAUCAGUUGUACAGGUUAACAGUAACGACAUGAAGGUUUUAUUCAGCCAUCUCCAUCGCCCGAGCAGAGGAGGAGUCGUCCUGAAGCCAUAUUUGUGCCCCGUUACAUUCUGUCUACAGACUCCUUCGUUUAAUUCCCUCCACUUACUGAGCUACUAUAGCCUCUGAUAUGUAGCACUUAGUAUCACAAUCCCUCUACCUUUUUAGUUGUAUUAAAAAGAUGUCUCGCGUGAUCUCUGAGAACGUUUCAAGAUGGAUGGUUUUUGAUGCCUUCAAGUGCAGAUCCAGGAUCAGUCUGCUCGGGAUAACUGCAAAAAAAUAACAAAAUUUUGACUGGUCGGUGCCAUGAGGGCAGAUUUUUCUCAGGGCUGAGUGUUAGGAGAUGCGUUACUCUAUUGGUGUCACCAGUGAGGAUGAUCAAUGAGAUUAUUAACAUGGUUUUUAUUGUGAUUCAUCUCUCAAGCCUGUACUAUUCUGGUGUUGGAAAACGUUUCCUGCUUCCCCCCCUUCCGCAUCGUCUCUUGGAAAUAUUACCUGCUUUGCUUAUUUUUCCUCUUUCAGCUGGGUUAUGUCUUUUUUCCUUCUUCUUUUCUUCAAAGAACACGGUGGUUUGUAUGUAUGUUUGGACCACAGGUACAGGAAAUGGGUGAACUACACAGUCUCUGCACUGUUGGUUCUCACGGAUGCUGGAAACUGGUUUUAGGGCAUUUUUCCCAGCUUAGCACAGGUCUCUUUCUGCAUUAUUACGUCCAGGGGGAAAUCUGACCUUUUUAGUCUCUUCUGAAACAUUAAAGAUAUAUGGGCUCCUAUUUUCUCUAUUAUAACAAAUGUGUGGCUGCUGUCUUUAGAAAUAACAACUGUCUUUUUGUUCUUGUUGCAUUUGCAAAAAAAAUAAAAAUAAAGUUCAUUCAGAUGUUACCGGCUACAAGAAAUGUAA